AAAAAAAGAAAACCCCAAUAAUAAGGUUGUACAUUGUACGGGCUAAAAGCCUAGUUUAUAUAAUAGAGAUUACAUGUAACACACUUUAGUGUUGCUCCUAGCUAGUAAAUUUAAUUCUGGUGGAUUGUAGAAUAAAAACACAGAAACAUUAGCAUUCACAGGAAUAAAAUGGCCUAAAUAACAAUAAGUACUUAUCUGAUAUAAUUACGUAUUACAACAAAUUUGUAAAUACUCCUACUUGAUCUUGUCAAAGGGGAUAUAAACUUCAUUGGACAAUACAAGAGAUAUAACAUUAGGAAAAAAAAAAAAAAAAAACCUAGAAAGUUGUGUUGUGAAAAAGAGAUCAAGUUAAAAAAGACUCACACACUCCAAAGCUAAUGAUUAUAGUAAAAAGAAAUGUUUAUAUCCUACUCUAGAACUAUGUAACUUCUUAAAAAUAAAGGCUGUGUUUGUUUCAAGGGAAAAGUCUUUUCCUGAAAAUAGUUUUCCUAUUUUUUACUGUUUGUUUUGGUCCGGCCCAUAAAACGGAAAAUAAGGCUAGAAAAUACUUUUUCAUUGAGGCCCAAAUAUUUUCCCCAAGAAAUCGAGGUAUUUCGUAUUUCCCAUCGUCUUCAACUCUUCACUGCUUCACGCUCGCUGCUCUCUCUCUCAUCUUCAAGCUCUGAACGCUCGCUGCUCUCUCUCCCUCUCAUCUUCAAGCUCUGCGUGCUCUCUAUCUCAUCUUCAUCGCCGUGAAGAUCUGCUCUCACAAGAUUAGUAUUAGUUAUGGAACCGGAGCGUGGAUUGUCUACCCAAAAAUCAUCUAAGGUUGUAAAAGAAGAGAAAAAGACUAACUUUUGCUGGUCAAAGGACAUGUCAAAAGAAUUACUCGACUUUUUAGCCGAAGAAGUUAAAAAGGGAAACCGGCCUAAUAAUACUUUUCGAACAAGUUCUUUUGUGGCUGCUGCAAAGAUUAUCUCUGAGAAGUUUCAAACCAAUUGCACCUCAGAACAUGUGGAGAAUCAUAUGAAAACUGUGAGGAAUGCAUGGGUGGCUAUAUCAACAGUCCGAAACAACUCCGGGUUUGGAUGGAACGAUAAUUUGAAGAUGGUGAUAGCAUCUCCCACAACAUAUGCUACUUAUGUUAAGGAAUAUCCAAAAUAUGAAAAGUUUUUGAAUCGAAAAAUUGAUAUGUAUGAAGAGAUGGCUAUAGUAUUGGGUAAAGAUUUAGCACGGGGGAACUUCUCCAAGACAUUUGCCGACAUCGAUGUUGAUGCUUCAAUGGAAAGUGGACAACCAAGUAUGACUAAUGAUAGUGUGCCUUUCAAGGCUGAGAGUGGUACCUCGUUGGGCUCAAGGCCACAUCGAAAGAGGUCUCGAAUUGACGAAGGAUCGGAAAUGGAACACAUUUCAGCACAACUUCAAGAAGUGGUUAGUGCUCUCAAAAUUUUUUCAAACAAUCAACUUGAUGUGGAAAAGCUUUAUGACGAAAUUAUGAAGAUGGAGGACAUAUUGCGGCUUUUGAUCACUUGGUGGAGCGCGAAAUGCUUGCAAAAGCAUUUUUGACAAAAAGCUUGCCACUAUGCAAACUUUGGAUCGAAAAGUUUGUCAAAGACCAUAGGCAUUAAAGUCUGCUUGCUGCUUUUACUCCAAUUUCUGGUAGUUUGCUCUUGCUGUCUUCAAGGUUACUGCUCUGGUUGCAAUCUGCUGCUUGGUUUUGGUGCAUUCUGCUUUGCCUUUUGUUUCCUGCUUCCUGUUGCUGUUCUGCUAUAACUCCUAUGCUGCUACCUGGUGUUUAUGCUGCUGCUUCAGGCUGUUGGAAGCUGCUUCUCCUGCUCCCUAGUUUGCUGUUGGCUGCUAUAUGCUGCUUGGUCUGCCCCUGUCCUUUCUACAACCGUUUUUCUUUUCUUAUUUUUUUGCUGUUUGUUUGGCUUGGGUAUUUGUAUUCUUGGGUAUUAGCAGAAGUUUUUUAUUAUUAGUUUGAAGUGGUUAACAUUUGUAGAUCAAAUAUGAAGAACUAUAGAAUUUUAGCUUUUAAAUCAUUUA
Chenopodium quinoa (quinoa) is the source of this 2025-nucleotide messenger RNA. RefSeq lists its product as uncharacterized. The record is from RefSeq and is a predicted model, not a curated record. The transcript has 4 exons. Bases 766 to 1545 code for a protein of 259 amino acids. NCBI's taxonomy places the organism in Eukaryota, Viridiplantae, Streptophyta, Magnoliopsida, Caryophyllales, Amaranthaceae.